This is a messenger RNA of Oncorhynchus kisutch (coho salmon), 2031 nucleotides long. RefSeq names its product gamma-soluble NSF attachment protein. The transcript has 11 exons. The record is from RefSeq and is a predicted model, not a curated record. Gene Ontology annotation, cellular component: SNARE complex; vacuolar membrane. Gene Ontology annotation, molecular function: syntaxin binding; soluble NSF attachment protein activity. NCBI's taxonomy places the organism in Eukaryota, Metazoa, Chordata, Actinopteri, Salmoniformes, Salmonidae. Bases 247 to 1206 code for a protein of 319 amino acids. Gene Ontology annotation, biological process: intracellular protein transport.
CUCACGGGAUUCCGUAGUCAAACCCCGAUGACGAAAGAGUCUUCUGAAACCAGUAACGCUAGCACCCAGAGCUAGCUACAGCAACUUCUCACUAUAUUUUAGUCAGUAGUAUGUUUAAUACUCAUCGUUGAAUUACAUUGUUAGCUAGUUUGGACCAGAUGGCUGCGAAAAUCAACGAGGCGCACGACCACAUUGCCAAGGCUGAAAAAUAUUUAAGGACCAGUUUCAUGAAAUGGAAGCCUGACUAUGACAGUGCUGCAUCAGAGUACUCAAAAGCAGCUGUUGCCUUUAAAAAUGCCAAGAUGCUUGAAGAAGCGAAGGAGGCAUACCUGCAAGAGGCAGAAGCCCAUACCAACAACAAAACACUAUUCCAUGCUGCCAAGUGAGUAUGAAAGACAUGUCUCAUGUAAUGCUAUUCAUAGAGUCCAGAUGAUGUACAAUAGACACUGGUUGGUGUACUUUUGUCUGUAUUGGAUGUUGCUAAGGAGACAUUUCUGUUGCAGAGCACUUGAAGCAGCUGGUAUGAUGCUUAAGGACAUGCAGAGGAUACCAGAGGCUAUCCAGUACAUUGAGAGAGCAAGCAUGAUGUAUGUAGAGAACGGCACACCAGACACUGCAGCCUUGGCCCUCGACAGAGCUGGAAAGCUAAUCGAAUCACAGGAUCUAGCAAAAGCAGUGGAUCUGUACCAGAAAGCUGCAUCAGUGUUUGAGAAUGAGGACCGUCUACGUCAAGCUGUGGAGAUGCUGGGGAAAUCAUCAAGACUGCUCGUCAGGCAACACAAGCUUGAUGAAGCAGCAGUGUCAAUUCAGAAGGAGAAGAACAUGUAUAAAGAAAUAGAGAAUUACCCAACGUGUUUUAAGAAAACCAGUGCCCAAGUGCUAGUCCACCUUCACAGAAAUGACUUCGUAGCAGCAGAUAAAUGUGUUCGAGAGAGUUACAGUCUGCCGGGCUUCAGUGGGAGCGAGGACUGUAUUGCCUUGGAGCAACUCUUGCAGGGCUAUGACGAGCAGGAUGAGGACCAAGUGCACCGCGUCUGUAACUCGCCCUUAUUCAAGUAUAUGGACAAUGAUUAUGCCAAGUUGUCCAUCAGCCUGAGGGUUCCAGGGGGUGGUAAGAAGAAGAAGGCGCCAGCUGCCGAUGCUGCGGAAGGAGGAGCAGGUGCCGGAGAGGCUGACGAGGAUGAGUAUGCCGGUGGGCUAUGUUAGCCACAGAACCUGGACUUCCUGUCUGGACCAGAACACUUCCUGUUCCCUGUUAGGAGGGGAGUUUGAAUCUUCCACAGCCUGUCCUCUCAUUCUGAGCAUGUCAGGGAGCAUGUCUGCCUUACUCUCCCAUCUCCAGAAUCCAAGCAACAGCUGCAGGCACUCGGACCAUCAAGCAUUACGAGUUGCUCAGAACAGUAACAUGGUAACGUCGGUGUGGAAAAUAAUCACAUACUACUCAAUGAUUGAAUAUAUAUUAUUUGUCCCUUUUUGGGUUUACUGUGAUUGUAAAAUAUUGUUUAUUUUGCUGCAUUUAUUGUGAUAUAAAAUAUUAUAUUGCUUUUGUUGUAUUUGCCUCAGUGGAUUGAUCAGUGAUGUUUUUUUAUCUUUAAAUCUACAACCGUAUGCAACAAGAUACACAGUGUGAAAAUGUAACUUACAAUCUAAAAAUGCUGUGCCUCAAUGAUUGAUGUGUAAAGGGGUGGAUGAAUCCAUUUCUAUAGUAUAAAGUGUUAAACAGCUAUUUCAGUUGCUAUUGUCUGUGUGAAGGCUACACUCAUAUAUGGAAUCAAAUGAAUGCUGAGAAAAUAAUAUAGUGGGUAAUUUAGUAUAAAGUUAUUUAUUGUUUUGUUUCAUCAGGAUUUCAGAAUGCCUUUCCACAGUUUUCAUAUGGCUAUGCUUUUUAACCAACUGAAAGAUAGAAAUGAUGAUUCCUGUUUACAACUAAUCUUAAAAUGUGUGUCAAGUAUUGUGGAGCAUGCAGGCUGGAUGUUUGUGGCAUGCCUUCUUGUGUUUUUACUGAAUAAAAUGGCAGCAACAUUCUCAACA